Molecule: messenger RNA, 2181 nt
Organism: Suillus clintonianus
Lineage: Eukaryota; Fungi; Basidiomycota; Agaricomycetes; Boletales; Suillaceae
Product: heat-shock protein 90
Exons: 7
Coding region: 91-2181 (696 amino acids)
Biological process (GO): cellular response to heat; protein folding; protein stabilization
Cellular component (GO): perinuclear region of cytoplasm; protein-containing complex; plasma membrane
Molecular function (GO): ATP binding; ATP-dependent protein folding chaperone; ATP hydrolysis activity
Source: RefSeq, a predicted model, not a curated record
GAGCAUUCCCAUCUUUUCCACUUAGAUAUUCAUCCAUCAGUGAGUUUCAUCAUAACACGCGCAUCCUUGAGCUAACAUUGUCCCUCUAGAAUGGCAACCGAGAGCUUUGGAUUCCAAGCUGAAAUCAGUCAACUCCUUGACUUGAUUAUCAACACUUUCUAUUCCAACAAGGAGAUCUUCCUUCGUGAGUUGAUCUCGAACGGUUCAGAUGCCCUCGACAAAAUCCGUUAUGCCUCCUUGACCGACCCCUCCGUUCUUGAGACCGAGAAGGAUCUCUUCAUCCGUAUCACACCAGACAAGGAGAACAAGCUCCUCACUAUCCGUGAUACCGGUGUCGGCAUGACCAAAGCUGACUUGGUCAACAACCUUGGUACCAUCGCAAAGUCUGGCACAAAGGGUUUCAUGGAGGCUCUCAGCUCUGGUGCCGACAUUUCUAUGAUCGGUCAAUUUGGUGUCGGUUUCUACUCCGCUUACCUUGUCGCAGAGCGUGUUCAGGUCAUCUCAAAACACAACGAUGAUGAACAAUACAUCUGGGAGUCCGCUGCAGGUGGCACCUUCACUAUCACUCCUGAUACCAUCAACGAACCCAUCGGACGUGGUACUGAGAUCCGCCUUUACCUCAAGGAUGACCAGACUGAGUAUCUUGAGGAGAAGAAGAUCAAGGAGAUCGUCAAGAAGCACUCCGAGUUCAUUUCAUACCCCAUUCAACUCGCCGUCACUAAAGAGGAAGUUGAAGACGAUGAGGAGGAAUUGAAGGAUGAGAAAGAGGAAUCCAAGAUCGAGGAGGUCGAGGACGACGAUAAGCCCAAGGAAAAGAAGACCAAGAAGAUCAAGGAGACUGAAACCACCAACGAGGAACUCAACAAGACCAAGCCCAUCUGGACGCGUAAUCCUCAGGAGAUAAAUGCCGAGGAGUACGGCGCCUUCUACAAGUCCCUCACCAACGAUUGGGAGGAACAUCUCGCCGUCAAGCACUUCUCUGUUGAGGGUCAGCUUGAGUUCAAGGCGAUCUUGUACAUUCCUAAGCGCGCGCCCUUUGAUCUCUUCGAGACCAAGAAGAAGCGCAACAACAUCAAACUCUACGUCCGCCGCGUUUUCAUCAUGGACGACUGUGAGGACCUCAUCCCCGAGUACCUCAACUUCGUCAAGGGUAUCGUCGACUCUGAGGACUUGCCACUCAACAUCUCCCGUGAAACCCUGCAACAAAACAAAAUCCUCAAGGUCAUCCGCAAGAACAUCGUUAAGAAGUGCAUGGACCUCUUCACCGAGAUUUCGGAGGACAAAGACAACUUCAACAAGUUCUACGAGUCGUUUGGCAAGAACUUGAAGCUUGGUAUCCACGAAGAUGCUCAGAACCGCAGCAAGCUCGCCGAGUUCCUCCGCUUCUUCUCUACGAAGGCCCUCGAGGAACAGACUUCGCUCAAGGACUACAUUACCCGUAUGCCCGAGGUCCAGAAGUCGAUCUACUACCUCACUGGCGAAUCCCUUGGCGCUGUCCGCGACUCGCCGUUCCUCGAAGUGCUCAAGAAGAAGGGCUUCGAAGUUCUGCUUCUCGUCGACCCUAUCGACGAGUAUGCCGUCACGCAACUGAAAGAGUUCGAGGGCAAGAAACUUAUUUGCGUUUCGAAAGAGGGCCUCGAGCUCGAGGAGACUGAUGAGGAGAAGAAGUUGCGCGAGGAGGAGGCUGCGCAAUUCAAUGACCUCUGCCAGACCAUCAAGGAAGCACUUGGUGACAAGGUCGAGAAAGUUGUCGUCUCCAACCGUAUCACCGACUCUCCUUGCGUCCUCGUUACCGGCCAAUUCGGUUGGUCAUCUAACAUGGAACGUAUCAUGAAAGCACAAGCUCUCCGUGACUCUUCGAUGUCAUCAUACAUGGCGUCCAAGAAGACCCUUGAGCUCAACCCUUCAAAUGCCAUCAUCAAAGAACUCAAGCGCAAGGUCGCCGAGGACAAGGCUGAUAAGUCUGUCCGCGACCUCACCUUCCUGCUGUUCGAGACCGCGCUCCUCACCUCCGGUUUCUCACUCGACGACCCCACAUCAUUCGCCAAGCGCAUCAACCGUAUGAUCAGCUUGGGUCUUGACGUCGAUGAAGAAGAGGAAGAGUCAGCACCCGCUGAAGACUCGAGCGCCCCUCCGCCAUUGGAGGCCGUGUCGACAUCGGCGAUGGAGGAGAUUGACUAG